This is a messenger RNA of Aspergillus tanneri, 1434 nucleotides long. Its product is annotated as glycosyltransferase family 20 protein. Gene Ontology annotation, cellular component: cytosol; alpha,alpha-trehalose-phosphate synthase complex (UDP-forming). NCBI's taxonomy places the organism in Eukaryota, Fungi, Ascomycota, Eurotiomycetes, Eurotiales, Aspergillaceae. The transcript is spliced from 5 exons. Gene Ontology annotation, biological process: cellular response to heat; trehalose biosynthetic process. The coding region runs from base 1 to 1434 and encodes 477 amino acids. The record is from RefSeq and is a predicted model, not a curated record. Gene Ontology annotation, molecular function: alpha,alpha-trehalose-phosphate synthase (UDP-forming) activity.
AUGCCCGCCACCGUCUCUGCGGCGGGCGACUCUCGCCUGCUUAUCGUCUCAAAUCGUCUACCUAUCAGUAUUCGUCGUUCCGAAAGUGGUAAAUAUGAGUUUUCCAUGUCUUCAGGGGGACUUGUUACAGGACUGAGUGGUCUGUCGAAGACGACGACCUUCCAGUGGUAUGGCUGGCCAGGACUAGAGGUGCCAGAAAACGAGGUCUCUUCUGUAAAGCAAAGGCUAAAGGAUGAAUUCAAUGCAACUCCUGUAUUCAUGGAUGACAAGUUAGCAGAUUGUCAUUAUAAUGGCUUCUCCAACUCGAUUCUAUGGCCUCUACUACACUAUCAUCCUGGCGAAAUAGUGUUUGAUGUGGGCGCAUGGGAAGCCUAUCGCGAAGCCAACGGCUUGUUCGCUAAGACAAUUGCCAGUGAGGCUCGUGAUAGUGAUCUAAUCUGGGUGCAUGAUUAUCAUCUCCUGCUUCUCCCCGAGUUGCUCCGCGAGCAACUUCGCUUGUUGGGAAAAAAUAACGUCCGGAUUGGAUUCUUCCUCCAUACGCCUUUCCCUAGUAGUGAGAUCUAUAGGAUUCUUCCUGUUAGAUCCGAGCUCCUCCAUGGCAUGCUGCACUGUGAUUUGAUCGGGUUCCACACCUACGACUAUGCUCGCCACUUCUUGAGCAGCUGUACUCACAUAUUAGGUCUAGUUACAACCCCUAGCAGUGUUAAGGUCCAGGGCAGAUCUAUCAAUGUGGGGGCAUUUCCAAUCGGGAUUGAUCCCGAGAAGUUCAUCGAAGGACUAAAAAGUCCCAAGGUGCAAAACCGCAUUGCGAACAUCGAACAAAAGUUCCAGGGAACAAAGUUGAUGGUCAGUGUGGAUCGUCUCGACUAUAUCAAGGGCAUCCCACAGAAACUGCACGCCUUGGAAGUUUUUCUUUCCAAUCACCCGGAAUGGGUUGGCAGAGUGGUUCUAGUCCAAGUCGCAGUCCCGAGUCGCCAAGACGUUGAAGAAUACCAAAACCUAAGGGCUGUCGUGAAUGAACUGGUUGGCAGUAUCAAUGGCAAGUUCGGGACUGUGGAUUACAUGCCCAUCCACUUUGUACACAAAUCAGUCAGCUUCGACGAACUUAUAGCUCUGUACGCCGCAUCGGACGUCUGCAUUGUUUCUUCCACGCGGGAUGGAAUGAAUCUGGUGUCGUUCGAAUACAUUGCAACUCAGGAGAAGCGCAAAGGCGCACUGAUUUUAUCCGAGUUCGCCGGCGCUGCCCAAAGCCUCAAUGGGAGUCUCCUCGUCAAUCCGUGGAAUACCGAGGAGCUUGCAAGGACCUAUCUCGAGGCUGUGUCGAUGGAUGAUGUUCGUCGGGCUUCAAAUUAUACGAAGCUCAGCAAUUACAUUUCUAAGUACACGAGUGCCUUUUGGGGUAAAUCCUUCGUGACUGAACUAUCUCGAUGUUAG